AUGCUCGACCCCGCUGGCUGGGGCGAGGACGCCCGCGCCGAUUUCGCCCCGCUCCGUGUGGGGCCGCGCCCUAAGCGCCGCCGCCGGCGCUCCCCUUUAUGGCCCUUCACGGGGGCCCGCUGCCCCCCAGGCCCACAAAGCCGGGGGGGGGGCCCCCAAGGCACCCCCAGGCGCCGGCCAAGGCCCGGGCCUAACGCCGGGCAGGCACCUCCGGCCCCCAAACGGGGCCUAAAACACCCACCCGGCUCCCCCCCCCCCCUCCAACAUGCCGGGCGACCCCCCCUUCCAAGAAGUGGCGGGCAGGGCUCAAAAAAAAGCCCAAGGCCCCCCAAGGGGUGA
This is a messenger RNA of Arctia plantaginis, 339 nucleotides long. Lineage: Eukaryota; Metazoa; Arthropoda; Insecta; Lepidoptera; Erebidae. The record is from the annotation of a GenBank genome assembly.